AUGACUUCCCACGCUCACAUUCGCAAGGCUCGAGUACACUACGGCACCGUUGGUCCUGUCAAUACUACAGCUGAGCUGAAAUCAGGAGUCAAUAGGGAUUCUUUAAUGCGUGUCAAGGAAGAGUGGAUGGUAGCAGUAAACGGUUGCUGCCACGGCGAGCUGAAUGCGCUCUACGGAAUGAUUGAAAAGCUGGAGCGGCAACAAGACAUAAAAGUGGACCUCCUGAUUUGCUGUGGCGACUUUCAGAGCCUGCGCUCGUCCGACGAUUUGCAAUUCUUUUGUGCACCUCCAAAAUAUAGGACCCUGAAGGACUUUCAUGAAUAUUUCUCCGGAAGCAAGAGGGCGCCCGUCCUCACGGUCGUAGUUGGUGGCAACCACGAGGCCCCAAAUGUCUUUCGCGAGCUCUACUACGGGGGCUGGCUGGCCCCUAACAUCUUCUACUUGGGGCAUUCUGGGGUGGUGAAAGUCGGGGGUCUCCGCAUCGCUGGACUCUCAGGCAUCUACAAUCCGCAUCAUUUUCACCUGGGACACUUUGAAAAGCCGCCGUAUGAUGGAAACAGCGCGCGGAGCGCUUAUCACGUCCGGCAGUUCGAACUGCUGAAGCUGAAUUGUGUACAAGAGCCUGUCGACAUAAUGUUGAGCCAUGACUGGCCAGAGGGGAUCUACAACUUUGGGGAUAGAGAGGGUCUCCUCCGUUGUAAACCGCAUUUCAGGGAGGACAUUGAGAAAAGUUGCUUGGGCAGUCCACCAUCAAUGGCCCUCCUGAAGAGCAUGAAGCCGAGUUUCUGGUUUUGUGGUCAUCUCCACGUGUCCUUCCCGGCCAUCGUUCCUCAUCCUGACGGAUCAAAAACUCUCUUUCUCGCGGCAGAUAAGGUGCUACCGAACCGCCGUUGUCUGCAAGUGCUAGACGUACACCCCAAAAGCACUGCCAAAUAUUUGAAGAGACCUUUACCCCAGACAAACAUUUCUACGCAUCUUACGAUCGAGUAUGACUUGGAGUGGCUGUGCAUCUUGCGGGCGAACCAAAAGAACAUCCCGACCAGUCGGUUUCGCUGCAAGAGCCAGGCAGAGCACUUCGCGGCGACUAGGCAAAUGCACUCAGAAGCAAAAGCACGAUCAGUGGAAGACCCCAGAGACAUCAGGGGGGGAGAAGAUGAGCACGCUGAUGGUGCUGAACAGAAAAUGUCAGAUGGAGAAGAGGUUGGGCCCUUCCCGUGGCCUCACUGGUCAGACCCGCCGUUCCAAGAACUGGAAGCCCAGCGAAAACGUCUCCUUCAAAUAAUCGGACAUGCAGACCGCGAUGUAUUUACAAGUCGUGAGACGCAACCCCAUGCACUAGAGAAGAAACUGCCCAACCUAAACUUUAAUUCAUGA
Messenger RNA from Cyclospora cayetanensis, 1374 nucleotides. RefSeq names its product lariat debranching enzyme. Lineage: Eukaryota; Apicomplexa; Conoidasida; Eucoccidiorida; Eimeriidae. Gene Ontology annotation, biological process: mRNA splicing, via spliceosome. Bases 1 to 1374 code for a protein of 457 amino acids. Gene Ontology annotation, molecular function: RNA lariat debranching enzyme activity. The transcript has 9 exons. Gene Ontology annotation, cellular component: nucleus. The record is from RefSeq and is a predicted model, not a curated record.